GCUGCUACGAGGAGCGGGUGGCCGGUGGCGGCGGCGGGCGGCGGCUGCAGCCGGUGGCGGCAGCGGCAGGCGGCUAUGGCGGAAGCGGAGGCCGGCGGCGACGACGCCCGCUGCGUGCGGCUGAGCGCCGAGCGGGCCCAGGUGCUGCUGGCCGACGUGGACACGGUGCUGUUUGACUGUGACGGCGUGCUGUGGCGCGGUGAGACAGCAGUGCCCGGCGCGCCCGAGGCCCUGACGGCGCUGCGGGCCCGCGGCAAGCGCCUCGGCUUCAUCACCAACAAUAGCAGCAAGACCCGCGAGGCCUACGCCGAGAAACUGCGGCGCCUGGGCUUCGGCGGCCCGGCGGGGCCUGGCGCCAGCAGCGAAAUCUUCGGCACGGCCUACUGCACCGCGCUCUACCUGCGCCAGCGCCUAGCCGGCCCGCCGGCCCCCAAGGCCUACGUGCUGGGCAGCGCGGCCCUGGCCGCGGAGCUGGAGGCCGUGGGCGUCGCCUGCGUGGGCGUGGGGCCCGAGCCUCUGCAGGGCGACUCCCCCAGCGCCUGGCUGGACGCACCGCUCGAGCCCGAUGUGCGCGCCGUGGUGGUGGGAUUCGACCCGCACUUCAGCUACAUGAAGCUCACCAAGGCCGUGCGCUACCUGCAGCAGCCCAGCUGCCUGCUCGUGGGCACCAACAUGGACAACCGGCUCCCACUGGAGAACGGCCGCUUCAUCGCGGGUACGGGCUGUCUGGUCCGAGCCGUGGAGAUGGCCGCCCAGCGCCAAGCCGACAUCAUAGGGAAGCCCAGCCGCUUCAUCUUCGACUGCGUGUCCCAGGAAUAUGGCAUCAACCCGGAGCGCACCGUCAUGGCCCCACUGACUACAGUGUGCCUCCAGGUGAAGACGAAGCCCUGCCAUGGGGGCUGGAAAGCUCCAGGCCUGCUGCUGCUGCUGCUGCUGCUGGCACUGGCCACCGCCGGGGCUGUGGCUGGAGGGAUUCUUGGGUUCGCUCACAGCCCUUCCAAGCCACCACUGCACAUGCUCCGUCUGACCCUCCCAAGCCCCAGGGUGCCCCGGUCCAACCAAACUGAACAGGUGGAUGUAGCCCAGAACGUGGCAACCAUCAGGGUGACCCCAGCUCAGAGCAACCACAGCUGGGCGGUGCUGUUCGACGGGCAGAGUGGUUACGUCUGUUACCGCCCCGCCGAGCACCCGGCCUGCUUCCUUCGCCUGAUGGAACCCCAAGAUCGCGAGACCCUGCAGCUGCUGGUGAAUACCUCACGGCCCCAAGGGACUCACAGCCCCAGCCAGGACACCCACUAUGCCCAGGAGCUGCUGGCGGUGCUCGGGAGCCGUAAGGUGGACCCCGCCCGGGUUGGGGCUUCCGUGCAGCACCUUUGUGGGAAGACCCCCAUUUACUGGGCCCGACGAGCAGAGGGUGAGUUGGGGCAGGCCGUGUGGAGAGGCCUGGGCUCCCACAGGACAGUCUGGGGUGAAGGGGAAGAGCCCUUUGGGGUUCACGGAGGCUCCUCCCCCCAGGUCCCCAGAGGCAGCGGCUGA
Messenger RNA from Camelus dromedarius (Arabian camel), 1536 nucleotides. Its product is annotated as glycerol-3-phosphate phosphatase. The record is from RefSeq and is a predicted model, not a curated record. Gene Ontology annotation, biological process: regulation of cell population proliferation. The coding region runs from base 76 to 1536 and encodes 486 amino acids. Lineage: Eukaryota; Metazoa; Chordata; Mammalia; Artiodactyla; Camelidae. The transcript has 6 exons. Gene Ontology annotation, molecular function: sn-glycerol 3-phosphatase activity.